Saccostrea echinata is the source of this 1296-nucleotide messenger RNA. RefSeq lists its product as uncharacterized. NCBI's taxonomy places the organism in Eukaryota, Metazoa, Mollusca, Bivalvia, Ostreida, Ostreidae. The coding region runs from base 60 to 1031 and encodes 323 amino acids. The record is from RefSeq and is a predicted model, not a curated record. The transcript has 6 exons.
ACAAGACUAUUCAUCUACCAACCCAAACAAUCUAUGGGGAUGGUAAUUACUCACCUGUAAUGACACCCACUUGUAAUGUAGCAACAACCGGACUAUCAGCUGACUAUCUCCAGAGAUGUUCUGCUGUACAGCUUGAAUCAUGGAGUGUGAGCCCACAGAGUGUACCCACAUUUGUGGCACCAAUGGAGGCACAAACAAAAACUAGGCCAAAAAAGUCAAAGAAAAAGACUCCUACAAAUGUCUCUCAAAGACAACAUGCAAAUGCAGAAAUGGGAAAACAAACUUCCAACAGUUCAAUGGCAAAAGGUAGUAGAAAUCUGUCUAAAAUGGAAGUGAGACCCAUGCAGCAGACCACUGGGGGACAAAUGGAAGCAACACUGCAUCAGACUCAGAGUCAGAAUUCUGCCCCAAAUUCUGUAACUCAGAAAGGUGGCAAGAAGGGAGUCAAACGCAUUGUUGUUCCACCCAAAGUUCAAACAGAUCCAGUGGAAUAUCCUCCAUAUGUUGCCAGAAUUAUGAGGAUCCUGAACAGACAAAAACAGGGUCAUGGGGAAUCUACUGAUGAUAAAAAAGAAAGUGUUGAUUCCACUCCAAAACAAAUGACCACUGCUGGUAGAAAUGAUGAGGACAGAACUGAUUUUACUCCUAAUCAAGCUACUACUGCUGACAAAAAAGUAAUUGACACUGUGAACUCAAGUCUUAAACAAAAGGGACAACAAAGUGUUGUAUCAAGAACUCCUGUGCCAUCAAAGCAGUCUGCCCAGGAACAAAAGCAUAAGUCCUUGUCUGGUAGUACUGUCCAGAAGGUCAUUGAGAAAUGUAGCCAGUUGAAAUCUGGGUCCAAACAAGAGCCAUUGUCUAUUAGAAAGACACUCCCAGAGAACUACAGACCAGUGGUUAACACAACCCUGUUGUUAGAUGACUUGUUACCUGACAGUUUUACUCUGUUGGAAGCAGACAAUUUCUAUGGACCAGAGAUUCUUGUCACUUCUGACUCUCACUGCUUUGUGGCGUCUGUGCCUUUCUUCUAACUGGACAAUAGAGACUUCUGAAUGUGGAGAGUGUGGACAUUUAGUGAUGAAACAUUUUCUUAGUGAAAUUACAACCGCAGUCUUUCAUUAAAAACUUCUGUGAUAAUUAUUUUGAAAGGACUUUCAAUUUAUUUUAUAUUUUUUGAUCCCAAUUGAUUUCAGGCAUAUGACCUCUAUAUGGGAUCAACAUUUUAUUUAAGAGCACAUAGGCCAUUAUAGUAUGUGUAUUGUAAUUCAGUGCUUUUAAAUUCCUUUUUUAUGAUCA